This is a messenger RNA of Monoraphidium neglectum, 528 nucleotides long. RefSeq lists its product as hypothetical. The coding region runs from base 1 to 528 and encodes 175 amino acids. The record is from RefSeq and is a predicted model, not a curated record. The transcript is spliced from 4 exons. NCBI's taxonomy places the organism in Eukaryota, Viridiplantae, Chlorophyta, Chlorophyceae, Sphaeropleales, Selenastraceae.
AUGACGGAAGGCGCUCAGCCGCUGCUGCCCCCGGACGACCCGGGGGCGGGCGACGCCGAGAGCGCCGCGCUCGGUGUGCCGGACGCAGCAGAGGCGGGGCGGCCCCGCGUGUCCGUCGCGUCCCUGCUGGCAGUCGAGCCCGGGCAGGCCAUAGAUAUUCUGGAGCAGCACGGCGUGGUGACACUGGGCAGCAUGACGGUCAAGGACGCGGCAUUCAAAGCGGCCCUGGGCACUGAUGAUGAUGACCUGCUCACCGCCGCCGCCCCCGACCCGCAAUCGGGGCCGUUCGACUGGCGCCGCUUCUGGGCGGCGCGCCUGCCGGCCCCGCGCGCGGACUGCCGGGGGAAUCAGAAGCAGGUCUGGACAGCGGACGUGGAGGUGUUGGCGCGUGUGGUGGCAGUUGAGGAUGCGGCCAAGCCUGGGCCAGUGGGGCUGGUCAAUCUGGCGCUGUCGCGGUACCAAGUGUCCGGUGACCCGUCCAUCUUCACGGUGCCGGCGGUCGAGGCCGUCAUCACGUACAAGUGGUGA